Schizophyllum commune H4-8 is the source of this 669-nucleotide messenger RNA. RefSeq lists its product as uncharacterized. The record is from RefSeq and is a predicted model, not a curated record. The transcript is spliced from 3 exons. The annotation marks the transcript as partial. Lineage: Eukaryota; Fungi; Basidiomycota; Agaricomycetes; Agaricales; Schizophyllaceae.
AGCAGUGAACAUCCUGACGUGCUCUUCGCCACCGAAGCAUCUGUGACAUCCGAGGACCAGCUGACGCCAGUGGAAAGGUAGAUAAGGGCAAUCAACCAGGGAGCAGCAAAACCGACCUCGCAUCACGCCAUUGUGCUUCCAGAGAUGAAGCUGUCGCUAGUUGUUGUCGUAUCCGUUGUAGCCACCCUUACACUCGGGGCACCGAUACAUGCCCUCGCCCGUACUGAACUGAGGCGUAGCAAGGCAAAGGAGGACUGGUACAUGACGGUAUGCGGCUGGGCGUACGAGGAGAAGCGCCGGUCUGAGGAUUGUCCACCCCCUCCAGGUGCGGCAUAGUCCGUGCUGUGAUCGUCCAUUCGCCAGGGAAAUUGCUGAGCGAAACAGUAUGUCUGUUUGGCAGACGAUUGGAGAAUUGGAGCUUGAUCUUUGUAUACAUACCUGUCGAAGUUAUCGCUUGAGCCCCGCGCAGACCGUCCGAUUCACCAUCGUACCACAUAGUCGCGCCGCCGCCUGUCAGUAUCGAUCAUCAACUCAAGAUGUACAGCUGGCUUACCUAAAGCCUUUGCAAGAGAGGGGCAGGGUGCUGAUAUGGCGUAUCUUUCCCGUCGUUCCCGUCUCUAGAACGUCUUGCGCAGAGAGAACGCUGUUACCAAUUGCGAAAGUUGGCCU